Messenger RNA from Strongylocentrotus purpuratus (purple sea urchin), 3461 nucleotides. RefSeq names its product CDGSH iron-sulfur domain-containing protein 2 homolog A. Gene Ontology annotation, molecular function: 2 iron, 2 sulfur cluster binding. Bases 57 to 458 code for a protein of 133 amino acids. Gene Ontology annotation, biological process: regulation of autophagy. The transcript is spliced from 3 exons. The record is from RefSeq and is a predicted model, not a curated record. Gene Ontology annotation, cellular component: intracellular membrane-bounded organelle; mitochondrial outer membrane. Lineage: Eukaryota; Metazoa; Echinodermata; Echinoidea; Camarodonta; Strongylocentrotidae.
AGCCAAGCAAUCCCAAAACUUGCACUUCUCCACCUGAAGGCGAACAACUAUCAAACAUGGAGGCCAUUGCUAUUUUCUUUAAAGUGACUCUACCCAGCUACUUCGAGAGUCUACCCAUUCCAGAGACUUUUGGAGGCCUUUUACAAUUAACAGGUGCUGAUUGGCUACGCAUGGUGCCCCUCGUUGGGACUCUUGGAGCGGUCAUCGUUCUCACCGUGAUGCAGAUCCGCAGAGGAAAGUGUUCUGGAAACGGCCAGGUCAACCAGUCUGUUGAGAAGGACAAGGCCAAGGUCGUACAUGCCUUCGACAUUGAAGACCUUGGUGACAAAGAAGCCUUCUGCCGCUGCUGGCGAUCCAAGACGUUCCCAAAGUGCGAUGGUUCACAUGUCGGCCACAACAAGGCGACCGGCGACAACGUUGGACCCCUCUGCCUGUCCAGAAAGUCUGCAUCAUCUUAAAUAUCGAGAAAAUAUCGCAAACCCCACCUGAAGUUUCUUUCGUUUUACGUGCACUCGCUACUCAUAAAUUGUCUUCAUGAUGUUCCCUCAUUAAACAGCUGAGUAGCUACGUGUUCUCUGCUGAAAGCCAGAUGGGUAUUAACUCUUUGGGUUGCUAUGGAUUAAAACCCUGAACAGCCACAAUGUUGGGAGUACAUGUAUAUUAUACACAUAUGCUUACAAAAUAUGUGUGACAAAGGUCAACUAUAGUAGUCCACUGGUUGCUGCUUUGGUCGACCGAAGCUGGCAAAGAGUUUACCCUUUCGGGACAAUAAUUCCAUAUUUUGGGGUUAGGCUCCAUAACUUUUGAUCCGGAGCCCUACAAAAGAUUCCAGAUUUAUGAGUAGAAAAUCAGACAAAAAAGUUCUGCAUAUUUUCAUAACCAUAUUGCGUUUGAUGCCAGGAAUUUAAAGAAGAAAAAUAAGCUUUGACAUCCUUAAAUUGCAACAAAUCGAGAGGUUCUGAAUCAUCAGUUCUUUGAAUUGGCAACUUUUUCAACCUUUGGACAAAGGCUGUACACAUACAAAUAUAUUGUUCUUAAACUAUAGACAUUAUAUUUGUAUUAGAACAAUGUAGCAAUAAACAAAUAUUAUUGUUGCCAAUUUGAAGAAAAUACAUGUGAUCAAUCCUUCUUAAAAGGUUAACUCAUAUACUUUUUAAUAGAGUUAACACCCUUCUGGCUCUCAACAGAUGUUCUAUGGAUAUAAAGGUUUACAGAGUUACAGAGUCCUUAUUGUAAUGAUCUGGUGCUUUUAGUGCAUUACAUUUAACUGGAAUCUUCCAUAUUGAAUAGAGUCUGCAUCAACAUGAUCAAUAAUAACAUUUGGGAUUGUGAAACAUCAUCAUCACCACUUCAAUUCUAACACGCAAGUCCCUCGACUUCUAUGCAGUCAUCGUCUGGUUUAAUAGCUAGGUUAAUAGAAGGCAAUAAAGUACUAGUAGGUUUGUUCAGGUUAUACAUACAACUGUAGUACUUGGUCAGGUGUUUACCAAAUUCAUGAGUGUCAGAAUUGCCUUGUGUCCAUGAAGUUGAAAUAAUUACAAUUAAUUAAAACACCAUUGUCCCUGUAUGCACUCAUAUAAUUGUCUUUCUAAUUAUCACUACUAUAGACUGCGUCUGUUCAUGAACAGUUGUUCACAAGGUCGCUCCAAUAAUGUUUGCGGUUCUCUUGUUCACACUUUGUACUUACUUGGUCGGGUGUUUACCCAAAUUCAUGUAACUAGAAUCAACAUUGUCUUGUCUCCAUGAAGUCUACAGUAUUAAUUAAAAUACUUUUAUCCCUGAAUGCACUUCUAUUAUUGUCCUUCUAAUUAUCACUGCUUGAUUGCUUCUGUUCAUAAACAGUUCUUUGCAAGGUCGCUCUGAUAAUGUUUGCUGUGCUCUUGUUUACACUUUGUACUUAUAGAGUAAAAUUUGGAUGCAUUGGAUGAAAUUUUAUAGGAAUCUCUUGAGAUUGAAGAACAAUUGUACAAUUAUAUUCAGAGAUCUUCCCUUUCAUUUCUUUAUGUAGUGGUUGACUGUGUUUAACUUGUAUCAAUUUAGAUUGCUUAACAAUUGCUAACAGUUCAGCACUAUAUUAUCACUAUUUCUCUAAAGUAUUACUGCUUUUCAAAAUGCAAAAAAUAUUUGUUUAUUCGCAAAUGUGCAAAGAAUGACAUUUAUUCAUUAUGACAUCUUCACUUGAAUUUAAAAGCACGGCAUGUUUAUUUGAAAUGAGGUUGCAAUGUGAUUAUAAAGCAGAUUUUUAAAAUGUUGUUGUGUAAAUGUAUGUCCGAUUGUAUGUGUAUAUACCAGGUCCUGGUUUAUUUAGCGUGUUUUCACAAUUUAAUUGCUAGAAGAGAUAUAUUGUGGUGUGUGUGGUUUCAAAGAUGUGUAUUCGGAUUAUGGUACAUGGUACAAAAUUAGCAAUAUUGUGCAUUUUCAUGGUUUAACUAAAGAGUCUACGACACUAUAAAAUACACCAACAGAUAUGUUAGAGUACUACAAGUAUUCAAAUGUUUUCUAAACUUGAAAUUUCUACAUCUUGUGUAUUAAAGCACUAUAAAUUAACCAAUAUGCUUGCCCAGGACAACCUAGAUUUGCUGAAUAACAAGUACAUGUGCAUGAAACAAUACAUAAAAUAGUCUGUAUUUGUGGAAAUUUAGGCAACUCCAGAAAAUGUUGGACAACUGGAAUAACUUUGUUUCUCAUUCUUGCAAAGACAACAUCACAUAUUUUUGUAAGCAUCAUUUAAAACUCUUUCUUGGGAGACAAGUUUUGUGUGAAAAAGGCUGAGAUUAUGAAUAUUGCCUGAAUUGUAAUGUGAUUCGUUACUCUUUAAAUUUUGUAGUUGUUUGAGUUCCUAUGUAGUCCAUCAUUGUGUUUUAUACAUGUAUGUAUGGUGUCGAGUUGUGGGAAAUGGCUGAUAAAUGCAAACAUGUUCAAUAGUUAUGAGGAAUACAUGUAAUUACAAGUGAUGAAGUACAGAAGUUCCUGAAAAAAGAUGAUUUUUCAAUAAUAUCUUGAGACAUCUGUCUUCUUUGGGAGAACUAUGAUUCAAGGUUUCAUACCAGUGGAGAGCUUUAAUUGGUGCAAAAUAUUUUAUAAAAAUUCUCUGAUCUUGAAAUUUAGACUUCUAUACUUGUUUCUCUCUCCAAGAUGUCUGUGAUGGCUAUAAGUCAAGAGAAUGUGUAAAGUUUCAUCAUUCUUACAAACUGAUGUAAUCACCAUCUUUGAAGGCAAUUCUAUUUAGAUUCAGUUGUCCUUCAUUGAAACUAAUAGGAAGACUGGUCGUUACCACUUCUCUAGACAGAUGGAUGCUCAUUUCCCUAUGUAUUCAUUGACUGCAAUAAAUCAGAGAUGGGAUAAAUGGUCAACAAUCUUGGAUUGUAAUGAACAUAUGCAAACUGAAGAUGAAACAAAUUGUUAUUCCUGAAACGGGUAACACAAUACAACGCUUGGUUAAACCAAGUCUGAAAAAGAAA